Messenger RNA from Morchella sextelata, 2955 nucleotides. RefSeq lists its product as uncharacterized. NCBI's taxonomy places the organism in Eukaryota, Fungi, Ascomycota, Pezizomycetes, Pezizales, Morchellaceae. Bases 1 to 2955 code for a protein of 984 amino acids. The record is from RefSeq and is a predicted model, not a curated record. The transcript has 2 exons.
AUGUCGACCCCCUCUACGCCAUCUACGAAAAACCGCAUCGGCCUCGGCCUCAACCGUCCACGUCCCUCACACCUCAACACGCCGUUCGCGAACGCUUCAGCAAACACCUUUUACAACAACAAUAACAACAGUAGCAACAACAACAGCGGCCUGCCGCCCGCUCCAAGUUAUACAAGCCAGUCCUCCAACGGGCCCCUGCUGUCGCCAAGUACUAUGCUGGCCCGGAAGGCCUCGCUGAACCAGUUGACACAGAACUCUUUAGCAUCGAUACCAGACGGGACCAUGGGGUACGGGCUUGGCCUAGGAAGUCCUACGAGAAGCAUGUCGAGGGGUGGUGAUGAUGGCCUGAGAGCGCGAGGGAGAGGAACACCGGUUGCGGGGGUUGACGUCGAUGUUGGGGAUCAGGUCAACACCCCCGGAGGCAUGCAUGGGACGGUGAAGUUCAUUGGGACCGUCAAGGGGAAGGCGGGUGUGUUUGUGGGUGUGGAGUUGGACCCUGAUAUGGCAGGUCGGGGGAAGAACGACGGUGCAGUCGACGGUGUACGUUACUUCACCACCGCACACCCAAACUCGGGGAUCUUUGUGCCACUCGCGCGCGCACAGAAGCGAAACUCCGCGUCCUCCUCGAAUCCCCCACCAACACCAACACUCCUCGGGCUCAACUCCCCUACCGGGACCUCCGCGCUUUCACCACCUAGCUACCCUACUCCCCGGCGCGCCGAGUCACCUUUCGGCUACAACAAUAACAACGGCGCCCGAAGCGGCAUCGGCCUCGCGCCCUCAUCCCGCCCAUCUCUACCGCGACCGGAAAGCCCUGUCCGCAAAACCACACCCGCUCCCGCCGCACGAGGCCUGCAACCUCCGGGAACGCCACGAAAUGUCUCUUCGGCCAUGGGAGGGAGAUUUGGGGGCCCAAGUCAGAUGUCGGGAAAGAUAAACUACGGUAGACCGAGGGCAAGCAGUAUCGCUUCUACAGUAAACGGUGGGCCGGCACAUCCGGAGCGUCCUGGAACUGCCACUGGAUUCUCUGGCCCUACUCCCAGGAUCUCACACACGCCGAAGCACUCGGGUUCGUCACUGGGCCUGAAGCAGCCAAAGAAUUCGGGACAGAGCGGGCUGCGGAGUGGAUCAUCAAUGGGAAUGCGCUCCAUCAGUUCAUUAGGGCAACACCCGGAGAGGCAGCAGCAGGAAGGUUUACAAGAGGAGACUUCGCAGGGCGAUUCGGGAAUUGGGCUAGUUCACGCGGAGGAAAACGAGUACGAUAAUGCCAGCGGAGGCGUAAGCAAUGGGUCUACAUCGGCGCUGGAGGAUCAACUAGCCCAAAGGGAUCGACAGCUGCAGGAGCAGGCUGCGCAGCUCCUUGAAAUGGAGGCGUCAUUCUCAGAGCUGCAAACAUUAAUCCAAAGUGCGCAGGUACAACCGCCGCCAGUAACAUCUCCGAUAUCCAUACGGAGCGGUGCUUUCGACGAUGCAGAUGCAACACAGCUACGGGCGUUACUGAGGGAGAAGACAGAGAGGAUCCAGGUUCUUACUGCCGAGUUCGACGCACAUCGUGCUGACUUUAGAAGUACGAUCGAUACCCUGGAGCUUGCCUCUACCGAGACAGAGCGUGUAUACGAGAUCAAAGUUCAAGAACUCAUGAACGAGAUCCGGGAGCUACAAGAGCGAACUGAGGAUGUUGAGAGUGUCGCCCGUCAACUCAAGCAGCUUGAAGAAUUGGUAGCAGAGCUUGAAGAGGGUCUCGAAGACGCACGCAGAGGUGAAGCAGAAGCCCGCGGCGAAGUAGAAUUCCUUCGUGGUGAAGUAGAACGCUGCCGCGAGGAGCUCCGCCGCGAGAAGGAGAAGAGCGCUGCUGCGGUAGCGAACGCUGCCGUAGGGAAGCUUAUGCGUCCCGGCUCCGUUGAUAGCGAGGUCGAGAAGAAGGACGAUGAGAUCCGCGGGCUGAAGGCAAUAAUCCACUCGCUUUCGAGGGACGCUGUUCCGGCUGAAGAUGGAAGCCAUGCCGUACACCUGGGGGCUCUCCGCCGUGUCAAUGGUGAAAUUGGCGACGGGGAUGAACUGACAAUGGAGCGCAACACCCGCGAGAAAUUGGAGCGUGAGGUCAAUGAACUCCAGGGCCUGAUUGACCGCAAGGCCUCCCGUGAGGACGAACUUGAAAAGGAGAUUGAGUUCCUGCGGAAACGCAAGGAGACCCGCGCGUCCGGUGCUUCGGGCUCCAUCUCGGAGAAGACAGCACCAGGCAUCGUCGGCUCGUGGGGCCGCAACUCUGGAGAGCGCCAUAGACCAUCAUUCUCCGCUGCAGACACCGAGACUGCUACUACCACCACUGCCAGCGAACGGGAAUCACGCGGAACCGUCGGCAGCUGGCGAAGGGCCAGACAAAGCAGCGCAAGCAGCAUGGCUGGUGCCGAAAAGGAGGAGUCCGUUCCUGCAGCUGUUGUCAGCAGUGGCGCGCUUGCACCCAUUACUGCCGAGGGCUCCGAUGCGGAGGCAAUGUGGUGCGAGAUCUGCGAGACCGCGGGCCACGAUAUUCUUACUUGCACCAACAUGUUCGGCUCCGCUGCUGGCGGCCCUGCGUCUGCGGGCCCUGAAGGCGAGAAGCCACUCCCAACCCCACCAACAAUCCACGCUAAAGAAAUUGUCGACGACGAUGACGAGACCAAGACCAUCGCCUCCGAUAGCGACCACAUCGAGCCGCCUCUCAACAUCAACGGCAACGGCGUAUCGCCCGGCUCCGCAUCCUUCAUGGAAGAGGAGGAGCGACGACGGAUCGGCGGUCAAGAGCGGAAGAAGAGCGUGCACCUCCCUGCACCGCCACCAAUGGUCAGCGUUGAUAGCAGCUUUGGCCCCGUUGCUGGGAAGGAGAGCGGCGUGGUGGAGUUGGAUAAAUGGUGCGCCAUGUGCGAGAGGGACGGCCACGACAGCGUCGAUUGCCCGUUGGAUAUGGAUUAUUAG